GACGACGGUAUUCGCGAUAUAACUAUAAACAUACCUUUGGAUUGUGUGGACGCGGAAGACUUUAAAAAUCUUAACGGAUCGCAAUAUUUUAUUGGCAACGAAAAUUACAUCGCCGACUAUGAGGUUGAUGGUUCUGGUGACGAUUAACAACAUCUAGAUAUUCAUUCGGAUGCUUUGAAGCGAGAACUAAUAUAUCCGCCUAGAGAAGAAUUUAUGCAUUCGUAUUUAUUAUAAUGAAGCAUCAAUCCGUUUGUUGGAAUUUUGUGGAGACGGAUUUAAAAGAAGACGGAUACAAAUUAUCACAGCUAUUUGGUGAUGCGAGCCAAUGCGUUUUUAGCCGCGGGCGACAAAACGGUCAUAGACAUGUUUGAUUCCGAUGUUUAUAGAUCGAUCAAAGCGCCCGAAGUCAAAGCUUUUUUCAACGAUCAAAUUGCUUGCGAAACGAUUCAUCAAAUUUCCUAUUCUAAAAUAUUGGAAUUGUGCGAUUCCAACGAGUAUCUCAAAUAUCUAUGUUCGGAUGAUUUUAUAAACGCCAUUUCGUAUCCUCUAUCAAAAUUCAAUAGUUAUUUGCGUUCUAAAAAAUAUAAUGAAAAUUUGUCGAUUAUGGUUUUCGUAUCGAUGUGCACGGAACGGCUAAUGUUUUGCGUGUCGUUUGCGAUAAACAUGUUCGUCGGUGCUCUCGGAUACGGUAAUAAAAUUGCCGAAAUCACAAGAACGGUGAUGCGCGACGAAAACUUACACUACCAACACGCACGAGGAUUGCUGUUUUUAAAUUUGGAAAAAAUCGAAAAGAUCGAAUUGAACACUAUAUCUAUAGCUUUCCGAACGACCAUGCACGAAGUCUUGUAUAGAUUGUUCGUUUUGAACUGGGACAACAGGAGCAAUGCCGUUAAAAACGACAAGCGCAUGGCCGACGUCGAAAUGAAAAAAAGAAUGAGUUAUCUCAAGUCUAGCGAUUACUUUGAUUAUGAAUAUUACAAUAUGCUUUAUGAAACCGGACUUUUGAAAAAACUACCAAAAAGAAUAGCGAAGAUGCGAGAUCACGACUUUUCGUUUAUGUUUAUGAAUCUAAACGAACAAGAAUCGGCGUCGAAUCUAAUGGAAUCUACUUCUACCAAUUACGCGACGGAAGGAACUUUAUAAUAAAUUUUUAUAAGAAUAUCUAUUGUACACUAUUAUAUUGUAUUUUCUCGCCACUCUGGACAAUACGUCGCUAUUAUACUCUAAAUUUAUCACAUGUGUG
This is a messenger RNA of Melanaphis sacchari, 1243 nucleotides long. Its product is annotated as ribonucleoside-diphosphate reductase small chain A-like. Gene Ontology annotation, molecular function: oxidoreductase activity. The coding region runs from base 316 to 1143 and encodes 275 amino acids. The transcript has 2 exons. Gene Ontology annotation, biological process: deoxyribonucleotide biosynthetic process. Lineage: Eukaryota; Metazoa; Arthropoda; Insecta; Hemiptera; Aphididae. The record is from RefSeq and is a predicted model, not a curated record.